Messenger RNA from Schistosoma rodhaini, 5971 nucleotides. Lineage: Eukaryota; Metazoa; Platyhelminthes; Trematoda; Strigeidida; Schistosomatidae. The record is from the annotation of a GenBank genome assembly.
CACAUUGUGAUAGUCUGUUCAUCGACCUAUUCAAAAGAAUGUCAUAUUAAGUUAGCUGUCUAAUACUAUCUUGAACAAAUAAAAACAGAAAUUAAGAGGCUCACUAUUUGACGGCUAGGUUACUUUAGUAUGUUAAGCACAAUCGUAGCUGUUUCCACUUACUUUUUCCACCUUUCGGUGCACUCCGUCAUAACACGAGUUUUAUUCACAUAUGUUUCCUUGUAAUUUUUCGACUUUAUGACUGUGAAAAUUCUUUGACUUUGGUCGGGAAAAGCCGUGGACUAAUCUAUUCACUUUGUUUUAAAACUUAAGAAUUGUACUUAUAUUACUGCUUCACCUUGACAUAUACAUUUCGUUGGCACAUUUUAAUAACUCAUAUUCUUUUAUAUCUCAAGCUUGUUUCGCAGAUUUUGCACGUCCGAAACCACUCCUAGAGCUGUCCGUUGUUACGAAACUUUGUAGUUAUUAUCAAACAACGAACGUCGGUAAAGUUUGAAAUUCAUUAAUCUCUCAUCCUAAGGAAGAAUUAACUGAAGGUCGAUGUUUAAAACUUUAUGUUCGACCGAGUUCCCAAUGAAAUAUGGGAUAUGGGAUUCAAGCAGCGGGUCCUUGUUUCAAAUAUGAGGCGGAUAUGUUGGAACGAGUCCAACGCCGCGGGACAAAAAUAGUAAAAGGCCUAUCUUAUGAAGACAGACUGAGACACCUCAACUUAUUUCCGUUAUCUUACCGGCGAAUACGGGGUGAUCUAAUAUUGGCAUAUCGUAUCCUGAACGAUGACCUUGGUACUAACAUGUCCUAUCUUUUCCUCCCGUCUAGGGCUGAUCAUUUGAGAGGACAUUCAAAGAAAGUCCAAAAACCGAGAUCAAAUCGUCUACGUCUGGAGUUUCGUUUCUCGCACCGAGUAGUGAAUUAUUGGAAUCCUCUACCAGAACACGUAAUAUCAGCACCUUCUGUUGAUAUAUUCAAGACGAGAUUGGACCUCCACAGUGUAACAAACUGCAAGGAUUAAAAUAGGUCACUAGACCUCCUAUCCUUAUUACUGAAGACUGAAAGUAUCGUAAUGUCUUUUAGGGAAGUUUCCGACUCUGAAUCGUGACCUUUAAGUGACGCUAAACUGACCUUGAGAUUGUUCAACUAAUAACUAGGACCAAGCGAGGGUUAUAAAGCAGUGUGAUGAAUUAGAAUUAUAAGUUACGGUUGGCGGUCAAGGUUAAGAAUUUGAUCUAGGGUUUCCAUCACGUACUGACAUCAGCUAUGAUGCCAAAACUUUAUUAGACAAAUGGAUGAGUGAGUCUCGCGCCAAAAUCCGAGACCUGUUAUCCUAAAUCUUGAUAAUUCUCCCACAAAUUAUAGUCUCGUUCCCUCGCCGUAUACCACCGAAAACAUAUGCAACAUAUAACUUCGCCCUGCGUUAUCACUGUUACCUCCGGAAUUUAUCUGUGAUUAUUAUCAAACAGCACAAAAUAAUAUGUUAAAGUUGUUGUCUUCAAAUCAUACGUGUCUUCGAAGCAUUGCUCGUACAUCCGAGACCACCGAUUAAGUAAUGCAGUUGUUAGAAAACGGGUAUGCCUCUGGCAUGUCUCAUAUAACAUAUUGUACGUCUAAGGUUAGCGAAGAUACGGUCAUAUUGUAUCAUAUUAUUAGCAUUCCGUUUCACCUAGAAUAUCGAUAAUAUAUUUCAGCACAGGUACACUUUAGGGGAUACCCACUUGUGAUAAAAUAAGAAGUGGUACGCACAAAUUUCGUCCAAACAUUUUCAUUGUUGGAAUAAAAUGGUUAGGGGACUCUUUACUGGGAGCAGCGGUAACAGCAUACUCUUCCGUAUCUUUUAAAGGGACUCCUGACGUUUACUUUAGUUCUGUAGGUACCAUAUGAGACCACACUGGGUGUUCCUCUCCAGUUAAUCCUAUUAGGUGUUAGCUGCUUUUACUUUCACCUUGAAGGGGUUAAAAUAAUUACCCCCGUCUUAAACAGGAAACAGAUUCCUGACACCCGGACACUGAUCCCAUAGUACAAUCAAUUCUCCGAAACUGUUAAACAAAAUGAGAAGUUUGAAAGUUUGCAGAUUUACAAUGAAUCAUUGAGAGUAGUAUUGCUUAAUGUGUGUGUUACCAAACCUUUCCAAUUCGGAUAUUUUAAGUGACUGUCUGUGUUUGAUCACCGUUAUCUCCGAAUGAUUGCUGAUAUCCAAUAACAACACUGUCUUAGUAAUGCAGUGGUUCGGCAAUGUGUUCGAACACAUUGAUGAUAUUUAAAUUGUUUCACCACCUUGAAACACUGACUUUGGUGACUUGGACAUGUACUAUGAUUUUCCUGUCAGCAAAUUUCACGUUGUGCAAUAUUUACUGAUGCUAGAACUAGUUGCAAAAUGCGUAGAGGUAGUCAGUGCUUGAUAUGAUGUAGUAUAAAAGAAAGCUAUGCAAGACUGGCUUCUGUUCGUCCUUCACAACUCCCUAGUUUGAGUCCCAGAGAUGGUGCAAUUCGAUGGCUUGGAAUGUUAUCAGACAUGGCUCAGAAUACAAGGCAGUGGCGAUCCUGCUGUAACUUUUUUUACUUCAUAAAAGCUAGAAUAACUAACAGGAUCCUUUUUGGUUGUGUUCUUCCUAAAUGAACUGCUCCAUUCAUCCAUUAAUACUAUUAUUAUUAUUUCACUCUCAUACACUCAUUUCUAUUCAUUAUUGUUUUGUUUUCUUAUUAUGCUCACUUUCGUUUCUCCAUCUCUUCACAACCUCAUUUUUACUGUGUAGCGCUUAUUAUUUUGACGGACCCCUGUACCAAUGUUAUUGUGUUCAAGUGAUAAUAAUUAAUAGAAUAAGUAACAAAUAGUUCGUAAUUAUGUCGGCUAUCAAUAAAAAACCCGCUAAACCAUUCAAGCAAUUGGUUGUCAGUUUUCAAGGUUUCGAGCUUCAAUUAAAGCUAUUAUACCGCUCUUUACGGGAACAAUAGAAUUUGUCUUUGCUUGGAGUAACAAAGUAACCUGGGAAUUCUGUAUACAUUUCCUUAUCAGUUGUUUUAUGCGUGUUAACCAGAUAUAGUUAACGGGAUUUUAUCAUCUGGUAGCUUUGGUAAAAUAUCCAUUUUUAUGCUUAUUACCUGUUUCUGCUUUUAAACACAAAUCAUUUGUGUUUGAUUUUGGAUUUAUGAAUUUAUCUAACAUUAUUUUCACUCGUAAAAUUGAAAAUAAUCACAACUUGAGACAUUGGAAAAUCUCAUAGGUUGAACAACUGUUUCACAAACUCCAGAGGGGUUAAUGCUGACUUAGUACCUGGAUUUGUUUAUUAAGAUAUAUUGACUAAUUUGUGUAGCUCAAAACCUAGUGCACAAAUCUGUGGUUGGUUACUAAGCUGUGUUAUUGUCCUUUCAAUAAUUUUUCGGUGAUUUUUAUGUACAGCCAAUGUCGGUGACAUUGUCAUUCCUAGCUUGCUGUGCAAUCCCUAAAGAGUCAAUUGACGACCGUGAAAUCAUUAAAUGGCAGCAAAAACGUAACAGGGAAAUAGAAAAAGAACUGAAAAAGGAGAAAAGUCGUCUUCGUCAAAGACAGAUGAUCUUAUUAUUGGGCACUGGUGAAAGUGGAAAAAGCACUUUUCUCAAGCAAAUGAAAAUUAUUAAUGGAAAGCAUUUUACAAAUCAAGAAAUCGAACAGCUAAAAGAUAUUAUCUAUGAUAACAUAUACAAAGGUGUUUUAUUCCUACUCCAGGCACGGGAAAGUCUCAAUAUUCCAUGGGCUGGUGGACUUGGUUCUGCUGCUGCUCAGGCUAGUAGAGAAAUCGAGGCACAUUUUAAAGAAACUCGAAUGAUGCGCCGCGAGCGCUCUCGACUUGGUCAACCACUCUGGUUGGAAGAAGAAUUUCUGGAAAUUGUACCGUCACUGAAUGCAAUUUGGGAAGAUGAAAGUGUUCGAUUAGCAUUCGACCAACGUUCAAAAAUUAUUACAGAGAAUUUCAGUGAGAAUACACGCUAUUAUCUCAAUCGUUUAAAUCAUAUUGGUGUAGAAAAUUAUCGUCCAACUGAUGAAGACAUAGUUUGGUCACGUAAACCAACGGAAUCUAUAAUUGAAGAAGAAAUAAAUGUUCACUCAUCAUCACUUGUUUUUAUUGACGUUGGUGGGCAGACAAAAGAACGUCGUAAAUGGUGUCAAUGUUUUGCUGAUAUGACUUCUGUCCUGUUCCUUAUUGCUUCCAGUCAUUACGAUGAACAUUAUCAAGAUCGAUUAACUAAAGAAUUUCGAAAUAAAUUACAUGAAGCUAUGGUUGUUUUUGAAGGACUUAUCAAUCAUAUUGCUUUUAGACGUGUUUCCAUCAUUAUAUUUUUUAAUAAAACUGAUAUACUUAAAGAAAAGUUGAACUCACGUACAUCAAAUAUUCGUGAUGAGUUUCCUAAUUACCCUGUGAAAAUGGAUCCAUUCCGUCUGCAAGAUGUUCAAACAUUUAUGGUUGAAGUAUUUGCCUCUCUUGUCAAUCACAAUUUUCCAUCAGAUACUCAAGCUCGUUCAAGUCUUUCACACUCAUCAUUCAAUAAUACUGUUAAAUGUUCAUCUCUUCAUAGACAAAACUCUGUACCUAUGUCCACUAACGUAACAUUCACAGCCCCUGUACGAAAACGUAUGGUCUAUCGUCAUUUCACAACUGCUGUAGAUAGGCGAAAUAUCGAAACGGUAUUCAAUGCUAUGCAAGAUACAGUAUUGCAAAAUAAUUUACGUCGUAUCAUGAUGAGCUAAAUACAUAUAUAUAAAGUUCAUAUAUUUGGACUACAAAGUGUUUACUUCCAUUUUCUGCUUUGGUUUAUUAUGUUGUUUGCGCCCUUGGAUCUCAGUGAACAUAAUAUCUAUACCUUCCAAAAAUUAAAUAAAAGUUUUAAUUUUCUUGCUAACAUUGUCUGUGCCAAAUUCAAAUUACCCCCAAAAUCACCCCUACUGCUAAUAAGAAAUGCACCCUUUUUAUUUCAUAUUUUCUUAGCCAAUCAUUGUCUUUCAUACUACUCAAUUCUUUAUUACAUAAAUAUAUGUGCUUUCUGAGUUUCGAUUUAUUCUCCGCGCAUUUGCCUAUGUUGAGCUUACAUAUAUAAACACAAGACGUUAAUGGUACGACAAUCUAUCGAUUAUAUAUAGGUGAUUUAUUUCAUUUGAUUUGUGUAGAUAAUAUACUUUAUUUUUCUAUAUAUAUAUAUAUAUAUAUAUAUAUAUAUAUAUAUAUAUAUAUAUAUAUAUAGUGAUGUAAAUUUCAGUUUUCCUACAUGAAGGGACUGGAAAAUAAAGAGACAAUGGUCCGUAUUCUGGAGCAAUACUUGUUGAUAAUGGGUAAAUUCCCCAAUCGUUUUUAAGGCACGAUGCUCGUUCAUAUGUUUUGUUUUUAGCCAAUUCAUAUUUCAAUUGUUGUAAAUCGUGUGUUUUAUUUUUUUUGUUAUAAAGCAAGCUUUUUAUACUUCAGAUUUAUUUGCGUAUAAACGCAUGUUUACCUUACUGUAAUUAUAUUUGGUGUACCUUAAUUCAAGGGUUGAUCACGUAAUGAAUAUUUAUAUGACUUCAGUUAUGUUAAAUAAUUUUGUCUCUGAAAACAAAUUUUGACGUACUAUGAGAAAAAUCGCAGUUUUUAAUGUGACUAGAAGAAUAUGUAGCGCUUGGGAAUGGCUUGAUUUAAAUAGUUUUCAUUGUGGAUCGGAGAACCACUGGAAGCCACGGAGUGAUAGAUAACUAAUUCAAUCAGUCCGUAGUGAAGUCAUAAUUAUCUCCACAAAGGAGCCGUCUAAACAAUCUGUAAAUGUUAGUCGCAUAGUGAUAUAACUUUAAGACUCCCGUGAAUCGAUCAACAAGGACAGUUGACUGAAGGUAUUAAUUAUAGUUGAGGAUUCGAUGGAAAGUGAAACAACAGUAAACAUAAUCCAACUUAUGAAAACAAGAGAAAUGUUAAUUAUGAUAGUUAGGAAAGUUGAAUCUUCACUAGUUGUAUGUACCUUGGACGAUCCUAUCCGGACU